Papaver somniferum (opium poppy) is the source of this 783-nucleotide messenger RNA. RefSeq names its product pentatricopeptide repeat-containing protein At1g62680, mitochondrial-like. Lineage: Eukaryota; Viridiplantae; Streptophyta; Magnoliopsida; Ranunculales; Papaveraceae. The coding region runs from base 1 to 783 and encodes 260 amino acids. Gene Ontology annotation, molecular function: protein binding. The record is from RefSeq and is a predicted model, not a curated record. The transcript is spliced from 2 exons.
AUGUUUGUGAGAAAUUAUUCAAAGAUUUCACAGCUGGAGAGUUUUGUGAAGGAGGAGUGUAAAUCUGGAAGGAUUCAGAAGCUUGAUGAUGGUUUGAGAUACUUUGAUAUGUUGAUUUCGGAAAGGCCAUUACCAUCUAAUGUUACAUUCUGUCAUGUAUUGAGUUCAUUAUCCAAAAUCAAAUGUUAUUCGGAUGUCAUUACGCUGUACAAGAAGAUGAAUUUGGUUGGGGUACAACCCAAUAUCUUUACGUUCAACAUUUUGGUUAAUUGCUGUGGGGUUGUGUCUUCAAGAAAAUAUAGUUAUGCCUUUCAAGUGUUUGCUAAAAUGACAAAGACGGGUAUUCAACCUAAUGCUUUUACAUGUACUACUCUUAUACAUGGGCUGUGUACCACUGGUCAAGUGGGUGGUGCUCUGCAGUUAAAAAACAACAUGCUGAAAUGGAAUUGCAGACCCAAUGUCGUUUCAUAUAAUGCCAUUUUAGAUACUCUUUGUAAAGGCGGUUUGCUUGAUCAAGCUUUGGUUCUCUUCUCUGAAAUGCUUCAUGAUUCGAAUGUUGUGCCCAAUGUAGUUGCUUACAAUAUUUUGGUUAACGGGUUUGGAAAUUCAGGCCGGUUAAAGGAGGCAAAGAGCUUCUUUGACGAGAUGGUUAGUAGAGGAAUCUCCGCAGAUGUAACGGCGUAUACUUCUUUGAUUCACGGUCAUUGCCUACAUGGUCAACAGGAAGAAGCAAGAAGAUGUUUUGAUGAAUCGAGGGAUUUUACCCGAUACAGUAACCUUUAG